UGGGAGCCGUCUGACGCUUAGCGCAGGCUGCCGCAUGUUUAUAACAUAGCAUGGGUGGUGACUAGGGCUUUCUUCCCUAGUCAGUAUUUCUUGAUUUUUUUUGGAAAAAUUGUCCUGCAAUGCCACCAAAGGGAAAAGGUGGCAAGGGUGGUAAAGGUGGAGCUGCUUCAGGUGGUGCAGACACAGAUAAGAAAGAAAAGGCACAAAAGGGGGGCACUGCGGUUAAGGUUCGGCACAUCCUAUGUGAAAAGCAUGGCAAAUGUAUGGAAGCGAUGGAGAAGUUGAAGGCUGGAGUUCGUUUCAGUGAAGUAGCAUCACAGUAUAGUGAAGACAAAGCAAGACAAGGAGGGGAUCUGGGCUGGAUGACACGGGGAUCAAUGGUAGGACCCUUCCAAGAUGCAGCAUUUGCCUUGUCUGUCAGUUCCAUGGAUAAACCUGUCUACACAGACCCUCCUGUCAAGACAAAGUUUGGCUACCACAUCAUCAUGGUAGAAGGCAAGAAGUGAGCAGAGGACCCUCAAGACUUCAAGACUUAAAUAAAGACAAGCAUUGGGAUUGUGGAAGUGAUAAUUUUUUCUCAUUCACUUUUCUUCAUUACAUUGUGUAUUUAAUAUGGUGCAGUAUUCAGGAGCAGUUGACAGAAUGAGAAAUUAAAUGAUGAAAUUGUGGAAUGCCGUUUUUUUUCUUUUUUUUCUUCCAUGUACACAAUUAUGCUAUGGAAAUCAGGAAAAAUGUGAUUCGCCAGAUGUAAAAUUGUAAUACCUGUAGAUAUUCACUGUGAAUACACAAUUACACAAGUCUUUCAAUGCUAAAACUACUACUCCUACUUUCGGCUGCUCCCGUUAGGGGUCGCCUUUCAAUGCUAAAACCUCUCCUAAUUUCUGUGAUCAUUUUUAAAAAAUAGAUGGUUCUUUGAACUCUUGGAAUAAUAUAAUAAACCACUGUUGUUGUUUUUUUAAUAACUCGAAAUGUAAAAAAGGAAGGUGAAUUCAAUAUAAUAAAACCAUGAAUAGAUUUGUGGCUAUGGCCUCGAACGACCAACGCGGUCAUUUUGACCGUUUUGGAUUUUCAAAGUUUAACAACAUUGGGAGGGGGGGCGGACCUGCU
Lampris incognitus (smalleye Pacific opah) is the source of this 1107-nucleotide messenger RNA. It is a transcript of the gene pin4, whose product is annotated as protein (peptidylprolyl cis/trans isomerase) NIMA-interacting, 4 (parvulin). Lineage: Eukaryota; Metazoa; Chordata; Actinopteri; Lampriformes; Lampridae. Gene Ontology annotation, biological process: rRNA processing. The transcript has 4 exons. The record is from RefSeq and is a predicted model, not a curated record. Bases 120 to 506 code for a protein of 128 amino acids. Gene Ontology annotation, molecular function: DNA binding; peptidyl-prolyl cis-trans isomerase activity.